AUGAGCAACCUGCGAGCUAUCUGUAGACCACACACGGUGUUCUCUUCGAUCGUGUGUUGUAGUAGAAACCAAAUUCGAUCGAUUGUUAGGGUUUCGAUUCAAAGCGUCGGAUACAGAACUCGGUUGUCGAAUUCGUCUCCGUCUUCGUCGUGGUUUAGGUCUAGAGAUACGAAUCUUUGGUUUCGUGUGAGUCAGAGGAAGACUCUCGUCAGGGCAGCAUCGAACUGGGGCGAAGAGAGAUCUCCGUACGACACUCUCGAGUUGGAUCGAGAUGCAGAGGAAGAGCAGAUCAAGGUGGCAUACAGACGAUUAGCCAAAUUCUAUCAUCCUGAUGUUUAUGAUGGAAAAGGGACACUUGAAGAAGGAGAGACAGCAGAAGGUAGAUUCAUCAAGAUUCAGGCUGCGUACGAGCUGCUCAUGGACACUGAGAAGAGAAGACAGUAUGAUUUGGACAACCGAGUGAAUCCAAUGAAGGCAUCACAAGCUUGGAUGGAAUGGCUGAUGAGAAAGCGUAAAGCGUUUGAUCAGAGAGGCGACAUGGCGAUUGCAGCUUGGGCUGAGCAACAACAGCUUGAGAUAAACCUUCGUGCUCGUCGUCUUUCUCGUUCCAAGGUGGAUCCGGAAGAAGAGAGAAAGAUCUUGGAGAAGGAGAAGAAAGCGUCGAGAGAGUUGUUCAACAGCACUCUAAAGCGACACACGCUGGUACUGAAGAAAAGAGAUCUGAUGCGGAAGAAAGCAGAGGAAGAUAAGAAAAAGCUCAUCACUCAGCUAUUAGCAGCAGAAGGUCUCGAGCUCGAUACUGAAGAAGAAGAGGAAGAAGCAGCCAAGUGA
Messenger RNA from Thlaspi arvense, 831 nucleotides. Lineage: Eukaryota; Viridiplantae; Streptophyta; Magnoliopsida; Brassicales; Brassicaceae. The record is from the annotation of a GenBank genome assembly.